CUUUUGCCCCCCAUUUUUUCCUCGGAUCAAUUUCUGGGUAGGUACUAGGUAGCUCUAUACUCCAUAGCCGGGUGCGUUGCUCUCUCUCUCUCUCUCUCUCUCUCCUCGGCUACGAUGGCGUUCUUACUCAACAAAACCAAUAUUCUCUCUCAUCUAAGGUCUCAUCCUCAGAACACGGACGAGUCGCUAUCCCGUCGGGGAUUCCACGUCGAACCAGGGCCUCGCGAGAAGGCGCUACUAGCAGAGGAUCCAUCACUGAAGCGGUUCAAAUCACAUAAGAAAAGUGUGUGGCGGCUCAAAAGAAUCGGAGAUGUUCUCACAAUUGUUGUUGUAGCUGGGUGUUGCUAUGAGAUUUAUGUCAGAGCAGUAAUGCGAGAAGAAGCUCGGAAACAAGCAAGUGGGAGUGCAUAAUGAAAGUUUGUUUCUGCAGCAGUACUUCUGAUUCUGUUGGCAGUGAUAUCUAGUUCUCUUGGGAUUUUGUUUUGCCUUAAAUAAGAGUGAAGUGCUAAAACUUUAUGCAUUUGACUUGUGGUAGAUUUCCAUUUCAAUAAUAGCAGUCAUAUAAAUGUUUGUAUGGUGAUGAUGUUGAUUUUUUCUCCAAUUUCUGAAUGAUGUUUGAUAGGCUGCAAAA
Molecule: messenger RNA, 631 nt
Organism: Rhododendron vialii
Lineage: Eukaryota; Viridiplantae; Streptophyta; Magnoliopsida; Ericales; Ericaceae
Product: succinate dehydrogenase subunit 7A, mitochondrial-like
Exons: 4
Coding region: 115-411 (98 amino acids)
Source: RefSeq, a predicted model, not a curated record